AUGGACAAGCUCAACAAUAACAACAACGACAAGGGCGCCGAAGGUGCCGCGAAGAGCGUCACGUCAACCCUCGGCAAUCUCGCUGGAGGCGUUUCGAAGACCGCAGGUGGUGUGGUUGGCGUUGCCGGACGUGGCAUUGGUCAGACAAUCAAUGACACCACUGGGACGAAAGCUGUUGGUGAUGGUCUCCAGGGCGUGACGGAUGGUGUCGAGAGCGGCGCGAACUCGGUGGGGAAGGGCGCGGAGAAUGCUGGGCAGUGGAAGACAUCGUAA
Messenger RNA from Saxophila tyrrhenica, 273 nucleotides. RefSeq lists its product as uncharacterized. Lineage: Eukaryota; Fungi; Ascomycota; Dothideomycetes; Mycosphaerellales; Extremaceae. The transcript has 2 exons. The record is from RefSeq and is a predicted model, not a curated record. The coding region runs from base 1 to 273 and encodes 90 amino acids.